Messenger RNA from Glycine soja, 1788 nucleotides. RefSeq names its product arabinosyltransferase RRA3-like. The coding region runs from base 170 to 1447 and encodes 425 amino acids. Lineage: Eukaryota; Viridiplantae; Streptophyta; Magnoliopsida; Fabales; Fabaceae. Gene Ontology annotation, biological process: root hair cell development. The record is from RefSeq and is a predicted model, not a curated record. The transcript has 2 exons. Gene Ontology annotation, molecular function: glycosyltransferase activity.
UUAUUCCAUUAGCAAGUAGUGGACACUAAUAGUGUGUUAAGGCAAAGCAUAGAAAGUAGAAAAGAAAGACUCAGUUCUUCUCCUUGACUUUGUUUGUGAGUUGAAAUCUGAAGCUGAAUCGUAUCGUUGAGUUUAGGGUUUGAAAUUGGAUCUGACAGCAUAGCAUAGAAUGGCGGGGGUUCGUAGAGACGCAUUGCUGACGAGAGAUAAAGGCCAAUCAUCGGUCCGAUUUCGAAUCGUCGUCGCCGUCGUGAUCGGCGUUCUCCUCGGCUGCGUCUUUGCCUUCUUCUCCUCCGCUCCCACUCCUCUUCACAUUCCCUACCCUAUUAAGAUGGUUUCAUCUGCAUGUGAAUCGCCAGAACAAGUUAAUGCGCUUAAAGUUGAUAUUCUAUCAGCGAAAGUGAAAAAUUCUGAGCUGAAGAAACGGGUCAAGGAUCUUAUGGAGAAGCUGCGUCUGGCCGAGCAAGGAAAGGGUCAUGCUCAGGAACAGUUUGUUGUGCUUGGUGAGAGCCACAAGGCUGGGCCUUUUGGAACUGUCAAGGGUCUCAGAACCAAUCCACCUGUCAUUCCUGAUGAAUCUGUGAACCCCAGAUUGACCAAGAUCUUGGGGGAAGUUGCUAUUUAUAAAGAACUUAUUGUUGCUCUCGCUAACUCUAAUGUGAAGGAGAUGUUGCAGCUAUGGUUCACCAACAUCAAGAGGGUUGGCAUACCUAAUUAUUUGGUUGUUGCCUUAGAUGAUAACAUUGAAGAGUUCUGCAAAUCCAAUGAUGUUCCUGUGUAUAGAAGGGAUCCUGAUCAAGGUGUUGAUGUGGUCGGUAAGAGUGGUGGUAACCAUGCUGUUUCGGGAUUGAAAUUUCGUAUUUUGAGAGAAUUUCUGCAACUGGGUUACAGUGUUCUUCUCUCGGAUGUUGAUAUUGUGUACUUGCAGAACCCCUUUGAUUAUCUCUAUAGGGAUUCAGAUGUGGAGUCAAUGUCUGAUGGUCACAAUAAUAAGACAGCUUACGGGUAUAAUGAUGUCUUUGAUGAACCCUCGAUGGGUUGGGCUCGGUAUGCUCAUACCAUGAGAAUAUGGGUUUAUAACUCUGGUUUCUUUUAUAUAAGGCCUACUCUUCCUUCAAUUGAGCUCUUGGAUCGUGUUGCAACUCGGCUUUCCAAUGACCCAAAAUCAUGGGAUCAGGCAGUUUUUAAUGAGGAGCUCUUUUUCCCUUCACAUCCUGGUUAUGAUGGACUUCACGCUGCAAAAAGGACGAUGGAUAUGUACCUUUUUAUGAACAGUAAGGUUCUCUUUAAGACUGUAAGAAAAGAUGCUAAACUCAAGAAGCUGAAGCCAGUGAUCGUACAUGUUAAUUACCAUCCUGAUAAGUUUGCAAGGAUGAAGGCAAUAGUUGAGUUUUAUGCCAAUGGGAAACAGGAUGCGCUGGAUCAUUUCCCAGAUGGUUCUGACUGAUAGGAACAUUAGAACAAAUAUGUUUCUAACACAGGAAGGAUUUGUAUGCUCAAAUUGAUGUGAUACAGAGCCAAUCAUUUCAGUUCACCUCCCAGGAUAAGUUUUAUGCCAAUGUACUUUCUGUUGAGUUUUAGAAUUUGUUGUGUUUGACUAUUAAACAUGUUUUCUGUAACUUUGUAUAUAUUUCUUCUCUGUAAUGAGUUGAAAUUCAAUAUCUCUGCAAUGAACUUGGUCAUGUCGAGGUCGUUUUUUUUUAUGUAAAGAAAUUAACUGUUUGUUUUACAGUUUUUGGGAUAUGAAAUAACAUGAAGACCACGUGGCUAGUUAGAGAUUGUUGUGGG